GCCCACCAUGCCCAACCCAACCAUCGCCGUCCUAGACGACUACCAACGCGUCUCCACCACCCCCCUCACCCCCCUAACCCCUCACUUCACAAUCCACCACUUCCCUGAAACGCUCAACCCCGCGGACCCAGCCUCCCACGCGGCCCUCAUCACGCGCCUCCAUCCCUACGACAUAAUCAUCGCCCAGCGCGAACGCACCCCCCUCCCCGCAUCCAUCCUCUCCGCCCUCCCCAACCUCAAACUCAUCCUCACAACCGGCGCGCGCAAUCGCGCAAUCGACACCGCAUAUUGCGCCCAGCGCGGCAUUCCCGUCGCGGGGACGAGUGGCCCCCGCAGCAGUACCACCGCACACAGCACGGUGCAGCACACGUGGGCGCUGAUCCUGGCGCUGGCGAGACAUGUUGUCCGGGACGAUGCCGCGCUGAAGCGUCCUGGCGGAGAAACAUGGCAAGGGGAGACGCUGGGGAUGAAUCUUGCGGGGAAGACGCUGGGGCUAGUGGGGUUGGGGAAGUUGGGGGCGGAGGUGGCCAGGGUGGCUGUGUUGGCGUUUGAUAUGCGCGUUGUGGCGUGGUCGGAGAAUUUGACGCCUGAGAAGGUGGACGCUGUUGCGAGGGAAAUUGGGGUGGGAGAGGGAAAGAUGCGGUGCGCGGAGAGCAAGGAAGAGCUGUUCAAGGUGGCUGAUGUGGUGAGUUUGCAUUAUGUGUUGUCGGAACGGAGUCGCGGGGUGGUCGGACGGGUGGAGCUGGAGAGGAUGAAGGGGGGUGCGCUGCUGGUGAAUACGUCGAGGGGGCCGUUGGUGGAUGAGAUGGCGUUGUUGGAGACGCUAUCAAGGGGAGGCAUUCGUGGGGCGGCGCUCGAUGUGUUUGAUUUGGAGCCGUUGCCGGCGGAUAGUCCGUGGCGGACGACGGCUUGGGGGACGGAGGGACGGAGUGAGGUUGUGUUGACGCCGCAUAUGGGGUAUGGGGAUGAGCAGAUCCACGCUUGGUAUGAGGAGGUUGCGCGGAAUUUGGCGAGGUGGAGGGAUGGGGAGGAGUUGACGACGCGGUUGAAUUGA
Molecule: messenger RNA, 1054 nt
Organism: Aspergillus candidus
Lineage: Eukaryota; Fungi; Ascomycota; Eurotiomycetes; Eurotiales; Aspergillaceae
Product: D-2-hydroxyacid dehydrogenase family protein
Exons: 1
Coding region: 8-1054 (348 amino acids)
Molecular function (GO): oxidoreductase activity, acting on the CH-OH group of donors, NAD or NADP as acceptor; NAD binding
Source: RefSeq, a predicted model, not a curated record